This is a messenger RNA of Pocillopora damicornis (cauliflower coral), 3219 nucleotides long. RefSeq lists its product as uncharacterized. Gene Ontology annotation, biological process: signal transduction. The record is from RefSeq and is a predicted model, not a curated record. Gene Ontology annotation, molecular function: protein binding. NCBI's taxonomy places the organism in Eukaryota, Metazoa, Cnidaria, Anthozoa, Scleractinia, Pocilloporidae.
GUUUAUUAUUUCACAUACGGCACUAGCAAGUCUAAAACUUUACACUUGUUAGCUCAGGCUAGCAGGUAUUGACUUUUGAGUGGGUAAUAACCACUGUGCACGCUCUAAAUCGAGUUGCUUGCAGUAGAUAAGAAGGAAAUGAGUUUUGUUAAUUAUCCUUUUGUAAGAUUAUUAAAAUUUGCCUAUUGUCAUCAUGACUAUUAUAAACAAAACAAAGUGUUACCUUUAUUUUUCCCUUUUAAGUUGACGUCACUACCCAAACCUGCUAUUAUUCGUUUUUCUCUAUUCCUUUCUAGCAGCAGGAAAUAACGUCAUUCACAGAAUGACCACGAUAGACGUACUAAUUAAUUGAACACGCGUACAGAAAAUGUUCCGUCAGAAACAAAAAAACGCUGUAAUGUGCUGUCCAUUUUAAUUGUUAUCUUGAUUUCAAACGGUACUUACAUACAGCAGUACAGUGAGGAUAUAUAUUUGUCGAAUGAUUUUCAACCCUUGUUUUUACGUUUCGGUUGAGUGAUUUCUUCGAUGUUAAUACUCAGCAUGGAAACUCAUCUGUUUUUUUUUUUUUUGGGUCAUGCCGACUGAAAAUCACUUAAGGACUUCGCUAAAGUACAUAUUUUAACUUGUUGCUAUAAUUUCAAAUAAAUUUACCACUGGUAUAAAAAGUAUCACCCAAAAAAAUCCUUAAAAUACGAAAUCCUAGUUGAACGCACAAACAAAAUUGCCAUGGUUACGCUGCAUGGCUCCAGAAGAUAACAUGCAUUAUAUGUUAAUUGUCGAAAAAAUAUACAUAGUGAUCACGAACUAGAAAGAUCGGUAUUGCAAGGCGAAAUAUUCAAUGUUAAUACUAUCACCGGAGUUAUUAAUUUACAAACGUGCUGAUAGAUGGGAGCUGGAAGCUCAAGAAAAAAUCUUCGGGUUGUAGCCACUGAUUCCGUCAGAGUUAGCACUGUUCAAACCAAUAACAAUAUCGAGAUAAAAGGUACGAACGCGGAAAACCACGGCGAAGUUUUGGAGCCAACAGAAUCUCAAAACGAAGACAUGGAAGAUAGACGUACAUCGGGUAAAUACAAUGUCAAAACCGUGGCAGUAAGCGAAGGCUUAGAAAAGCUAAAAGAACAAAUCGCUACAACGAUCGAUGAUCAACACAACCGAGGAGAAGACGUCGGCGAGGACGAGUCAAGCAUGAUACUAACUUCAUUCAUUGAAAAAAAUCCGAAACUUGAAGAAGCGUUGAAGAAGACAAGAGAUCACUACAAGGGAUUGAAAGAAGCGUUCGCUAAUGGAAUUCUAGCGACAGAAGAGGUAGAAGAACACAUAAAAGGCCUUUUCAGUGGUUAUACUAACCAGCACAAGCCGGCGAAAGCUGUGUUAACAGAUUUCACUGUGCGCCUAGGUCUUCCAAAGCUUGCAUACGACAUCAUCACUGAUCGAAGGAAUAAUUGUCCAGAACUAACAACAUGGGAUAGAGAAACAAGUACAGAAAAACAACCUGAGGAGAAUGAAGCGUCAGCGAAUGCAGAGAAAACGGAAUCUGAGAAAAAUGACAAGAAGACAUCGAACCCGUUAGAAUUAUUGCAAGAUAAUAUCUGCCUGUUUUUGGGAGCCCUUCUGAAUUAUUCUGACUUACAUGACGAGUUUUGCUUGGAGUGUAAUGAAGUCGGUAUGGUUCAGCUUUUUGUGGAGAUGUCCAAAGAACUCCAAGAUUCGAUUCCACACAAUGUGAAAUAUGUAGAACCUAAAACACAACGUCUAAAGAAGUUCACAGUGCGGGGAAAAAUGUUGUCCAGGAGCUUGGGGACUCUUCACAAUUUCUCGAAACGUGUACCAACAAGGGCAAACUUUACUUCUGCCCAGGCGGUGAACUCGUUGCUUCUGCCACUUCUUAAAGCUGAAAUCACGUUUUACAGUGCUAAGAGCCUACUUAUAUUGGCGUACCUGAUUGAUGAACAAAAUAACCAUUUGAUCAUGGCGGAUGAAGAACCAAUCAAUUUUCUCAUACGAUUGCUGAGAAAGGCCAUAGAGACAGAUUACCAUAGAUAUCUAGGAUUUUCUGCCCGAGAACUUGCUGAAGGACUGACGCAAAUUGCAAUCAACGAUAACAACAAGAAAACGAUUGUUAGAUCUGGAGCCAUUCCAAUUCUAGUCAAGAUGCUUGAAAACGCCAAAGAUGACGAGGAGAGAGUGAAUGCCUGUAACACUUUGUGGACGUUGGCGUUCGACGAGGAAAACAAGAAAGAAAUCAAAAAGGACGCGCAUGCCUCAGCAGAAUUACAGAAACUUCUGACAUCGACUAACAAUGAAGUGAAAAAAGCUGCUGCUGGCACAUUGUGGGAAAUCGAAGGAAAAGAAAAACAUGCAGAGGAUAAACAACAGUCAGUUAAAGAGUCAGUGUGCUCUCUAGACGCCAAGCACGUGAUGAUCAGUUAUCAAUGGGAUGUACAAAAGCUCGUGAUUCAGAUCAAAAACAAACUUCAGGCGGACGGCUUCAAGGUUUGGAUGGACAUCGAUGAAAUGGGUGGCUCCACUCUGGAAAGUAUGGCCAGGGCUGUGGAAAAUGCAAGUGUGAUAUUAGUCUGUGUGUCUCAGAAAUACAAGGAGAGUCCUAACUGUCGAUCAGAGGCAGAGUACACAUAUCAGCUUCACAAAGACAUCAUCCCUUUGAUGAUGGAUGGUAAAUACAGACCUGAUGGUUGGCUCGGCUUCAUAGUGGGAUCCAAAUUCUGGAUUGACUUCAGCGAAAAACAUAAACUGGACUCUAAUGUGAGCAAACUUGUGAAAGAAUUGGGGACCAGGGGAAAAAUUGAACUUCAAGAAAAUACUGUGAAAGCCACAGUUCUGGAUGUUGUUGACGCCUCACCACAGUCUACUAUCAGAUCGUGGACGUGUAGUGAUGUGAAAACCUGGCUCAAGAAUGUUGGACUGAGAGACAGGUGAAUAGUACAGUGUUUUUUAUUCUUAUCCCGAUUCCCAAAGCGUUAAGAGAUGUUGAGCAUUGUUACUCUCCCCUGGGAAAUGAAAUGGAGUGGCAUACCCCCAGCUAUUACGUCAGCUUUCGACAACUUCCUCCUGAGCUCUUUCCUCUUGGUUCUUUGGAGCCUGGAACGAGGCUGAGGUUUCGCUAAUAUUUGCUUUUCACUUUUGCCAACUUUUGCUACUGGUGACAAAGGGGCACUAUAAAGCUAAUCAACGUUUUUAGCUUCUGAAACAAUUUGCUUU